AUGGGGAAAAGAGUAUACGAUCCAAUUCAUGAUACUUUCCAAGAACGAAAUGACAGCCCCGAGGAAAGAAAGCCAUCUACAGAUUCUACAGUAGGUGCUGCGCCACCGGUACUAGCCGAGGAAGAAUCUCCAGUUUCCAAGUCACAAGAAUCUGAAGCUAAGACUAGCAAAGCCGUUCCAGUUAUACAUGAGAUUGAAAUUGACGAUAAGAACGAUGACGAUUCCACCCAAAGUGAAGAGGAAAAUACAAAUAUCUUGCUCAACUUUGAACCUUCAAUGGUACCUGGAGCAACAGGAGCAACAGGAGCAGGAGCAGCAGUGGGGGGAACCACAACAAGCUCUGCUAAAAGAAAGCCCAAAGAAAGCAGUUCGAGCAAAUACAAUCGUCAUUUGAAAAAACCUGAUGGUGAGCCGUUUAAUAGGAAAGAUAUACAGUUUAGUUUCAUGCAAGAACUGUUGAUGGAUAAGAGACAGAUUUUCACCAAUGUUUUGAAGCCCCUAUACAAAAAUUCGAUAGUGCCCAUUAACAUCGACGGUGAUAAGAUAUCAAUAAAUGUGACCGAUAAAGAGUACGAUGCGAGGACGUUUGUUUUCAACGACAAGUUGACGUUUGCGCAAUUGUACGUGUUGACGAUAGCAACGUCUAUCAAAUGCUCCAAAAUACUUAGAGAUAAACUGUUGCUGGACCAACAAGUAGCGUUUUCUACGUGCAUUUUGGCACUGUUGGUCAAUAUUGGUAGACUAAACACCACGAUAAACUUUUAUUUGGAGAUGACUUCGCAGUUAAGAACUUUCCAUUCUGUGCCCGUUUUGCAAUUGCAUGCCAAUGAUCCGAAACUUCUCCAAGACACACCAAGAUUGAAGUCCAUAUUGAAGAAUCUACCGUGGGGCAAUGAGCAAAUUUCACUCUUGGAAAUCUACGAAAAAAUAGACCAAAAUGAUAGCGAAGUGGACAAUAUUAACAAGUUUAACAUCAUCAAUAUGUUGUUUAGCAUAUGCGACAACUUCAGUCUUAUUGACAAAAGAUUCCUUUCCAAAUAUGUGGAAAUAAAAAGCGAAGAUGGCACAACACUAAAAGCCGAGGAGAUAGAUACAGUGGAGGAAGACAAUGAAGCAGAGGGAGAAGCCGAAGGAGGAGAGGAGGAAUCAGGUUGUGGAGUAACGCUGUUUGAUAUACUCGAUUUUUCGAAGUAUGAGCCAAAAGACAGAUGCGACGUGUUGAUCUGGUUGUUAUAUAUUCAUUUGGAAACAAACCUCAGCGAACGGGAGAUCCAAGAGUCGCUAAAACUCUUCCAUGAAGCGGCGGAGGGCGAUGCAUCUCCCGGCAAGUUCAUUUUAAGACGUACAGGACACGAGUACGAUGUGGACCCCGAGGACGAGGUGGAGUUUGGGUCCGACCAACGCAUCAAGAGAAGGGAGUUCAUGAACAAGAUGGAAAAGGAAGGUAAGAAGCGCGAACGCAACAGCGCUACAGAGGUGAAAAACGUCAAUGCGGACACGAGCGAAAUGGACGGCGAGGAGGAAGACGACAAGGGCGAAGAGACUGUGGAGGAGACCAGGUCGCUGUUGACGCCCACGCCCAUACUGGAAUCCUCUUCACCCAUGGUGUUGAGCAGGAAGAAAGCGACGCCGCAACCGCCCAAGGCAGCGGCAGCAGCAGCAGCAGCAGCAGCAGAAAUAGAAGAAGAAGCCGGGGCCGCCGGCGCAGUUGUUAUUGACAAAAACGACCUGAACCUAACGCCAUUGAAAAAGUACAACAGUUCCGCCACGGUGAACAAGGUGGACAAGCUGAUAUCGCUGGAUCUGCACAAGCACGUGGCGGAGAACGGCAAGACGCAGGAAGAGUUUCUGGUGGACCUGAGAAAGUCGCAAGUACCCAACAGGCUGAAAAGACGCGAUAUCGGGCUGGUCAAGAUAUUCAACGAGUUUGAGGACAUCCCUGUAGCCUCCGUGCUGGGGAUCCGCGGUAAGAAGAGAAAGAAGUUCAAAGAUAACCUGCUGGGGUUCGAAACAGACUACAUGAAGAACCUCGGCGCAUCGAAAAAGGUGCUUCUGCAGAGGAUCGAAAAUGCGGACGUAGACGACGAGGAGUCGAGUAGCAUGUUUAAGCUAGAACUAGACUAG
Saccharomyces eubayanus is the source of this 2124-nucleotide messenger RNA. It is a transcript of the gene IES1, whose product is annotated as Ies1p. The transcript has a single exon. Gene Ontology annotation, cellular component: Ino80 complex. The record is from RefSeq and is a predicted model, not a curated record. NCBI's taxonomy places the organism in Eukaryota, Fungi, Ascomycota, Saccharomycetes, Saccharomycetales, Saccharomycetaceae. The coding region runs from base 1 to 2124 and encodes 707 amino acids.